AUGCUCUGCGCCCUAUGCUCUGGUUCCUAUUCCCCUUCUCGCCAAACCUCCACCCGCCCCCGCCCCUUUCCAACCCCUACCCCUCAUGGUUUUCCCCUUCCUCCCUUUCCCCCACCCGUUUCUUCCUCCCGCAUGAGGCAGGGAGGAGGGCAGGAGAAAGGAAUUCGAGGGUGGAGUGGCGUCCACUGCGGCAUGUCUCAACCUCUCCCCCUCUCCCCCUCUCCCCCUCCUCCUUCCUUUCUCUCUGCCCGCCGCGCCCUUCCCCUGUUCCUCCUCGCAGGGGGGGUGGCGCACAACAUAGCGGAGUGCAUGGCAGCACUCUCCGCCGCGCCCUUCCUCAUCUCCGCUGUGGGGGAUGACGCUGCAGGCAGGUCGCAUUGCUGCAGGCAGGUCGCACUGCUGCAGGCAGGUCGCACUGCUGCAGGCAGGUCGCACUGCUGCAGGCAGGUCGCACUGCUGCAGGCAGGUCGCACUGCUGCAGGCAGGUCGCACUGCUGCAGGCAGGCCCAUGGCCCACCCUUUCUCCCCCUCUUCCCCACAUUUCCCUCACUGCUUCACCUCAUUUCCCUCACUGCUUCGCCUCAUUUCCCUCACUGCUUCACCUCAUUUCCCUCACUGCUUCACCUCAUUUCCUUCACUGCUUCACCUCAUUUCCCUCACUGCUUCACCUCAUUUCCCUCACUGCUUCACCUCAUUUCCCUCACUGCUUCACCUCAUUUCCCUCACUGCUUCACCUCAUUUCCCUCACUGCUUCACCUCAUUUCCCUCACUGCUUCACCUCAUUUCCCUCCCUGCUUCACCUCAUUUCCCUCACUGCUUCACCUCAUUUCCCAUCUUGCUAUCCCUGUUUGUACCCUCCUGCUUCCCUUAUUUUCCCCCCAGCUUCCCCUCAUUUCCCUUCCCCCACCCCCCCCGCUUCCCCUCAUUUUCCCCGCUGCUGGCCCCUCAUUUCCCUCCCUUGCUUUCCCUCGUUUCCCCCCCUGCUUCCUCUCGUUUCCCCCCUUGCUUUCCCUCGUUUCCCCCCCUGCUUCCCCUCGUUUCCCCCUCUUCUUCACCUCGUUUCAUCUUCCUACCAUAUCUCACACUUUCCCUCUCCCCCUCUUCCCUAUCCUCCCUCUUCUUACGGCACUUCCUUCUUUCCCUCUCAGCCCUGCUUCCCUCUUCCCCCUCUUCCCUAUCUCCCCUGUUUGA
Messenger RNA from Closterium sp. Naga37s-1, 1191 nucleotides. Lineage: Eukaryota; Viridiplantae; Streptophyta; Zygnematophyceae; Desmidiales; Closteriaceae. The record is from the annotation of a GenBank genome assembly.